This is a messenger RNA of Hypoxylon fragiforme, 3378 nucleotides long. RefSeq names its product Hamartin protein-domain-containing protein. Gene Ontology annotation, cellular component: TSC1-TSC2 complex. The coding region runs from base 225 to 3209 and encodes 994 amino acids. Gene Ontology annotation, biological process: regulation of cell cycle; negative regulation of TOR signaling. The transcript has 4 exons. The record is from RefSeq and is a predicted model, not a curated record. NCBI's taxonomy places the organism in Eukaryota, Fungi, Ascomycota, Sordariomycetes, Xylariales, Hypoxylaceae.
GAAAACCCAAACUGCAACUAGAAAAUCUUACAAGGUUCCAAUCACAGCACGUCACUCGAGAAUAGAUUGAAGCUCCUGUGGGACUUGCAGCUUGGAGCUCUGCCUGCACCUAUUGUCACGCAAAUUCUCUAUUUGGGAAAUCUUCUUCGUGACGACGGCUGGCUAUACUUUGUUGACCGACUCUUUCUCUCUGGAGCUGCUCUAUUCCGAGCUUCAGCGCCUCCAUGUCUUCCGUGCCUACAUUUAGAGAGCUCACGAAAGCCAUCCACGGAUUCGUGCCAGCAGCCAAGUUUCCCCUACCAGCUGAGCUGGUUGAUAUCAUUGAUACAUACCUUAUCAAGCAUGAGAAGUUCGACGAAAAUGUCGCCGAUAAGGUCAAUGAGGAACUACUAUCUAUAUUCCACAAAGAUAUUGUCCAAGAGCCAUCUCGAUACACAGCUUUCAUUGCCCUCCUUCGCCACUUGCGUCCUAUAAUUGGACAACCAGUCAAGACGUAUCAAUGGUUUGACUUGCUAUUGCCAGUUCUGAACUAUCUGAAUCAGGAGAAGGGGCUCGCAUCAGAGGUUGAGGGUGUACUUCUAGAUGUUCUCACUGCCGAAGAUGGCAAUGAUCCCAGUUCUCCAACUGGAGGUGCCGCUCCUCAGAUUGCAGAACGCGUCCUAGUACUAUGGCUUGACGAAUAUGAAGUUGUUGGAAGAAUCCCUGAUACCGUAUCAGAUUUCAAAGAGAAGCAGUUGCGGAAGACGCUAUUACACUAUGGGAAGAAGCGUCCAAAGGAUCUCCUAUCUGUUCUUGAUAUGUACGUGGUCAAGGGAGCUUACCGUGCUCGUGCUCUAUCAUUCUUGGCCAUCUUUGUUCAGAGUCAGCCACCACAUCUACAUCUUAUUUUGCAAACUCCCCUAUUUGGUAAUUUGAUCAGUUGUCUCCAGGUAGACACAUCCACCACAAUAGUGUCUCUUGCUUUGACUGCGUUGACGAUGAUUCUUCCCCAUAUGCCAAGUUCGCUCGUCCCUCACCUGCCCACGCUAUUUAAUAUAUAUUCACGACUACUAUUUUGGGUGCGAGAGCUAUCUGCUCAGUCAGGAUCAGAUAUAGACGGAGAACGGAGAUUAUCUUCCAAUAACCUUGCGUGGGAGAAACUCGCAUACUCCCCGGACUUUGACGACACAGUUAUUCCACAUGUACUUCACUACUUCACUAUCUUGUAUGGUCUCUACCCUAUUAAUUUCAUGGAUUAUAUCCGAAAGCCGCAAAGAUACUUGCGACAUGCGGAGGUGCCUGACGCCGACGAGAUCGAGGUUCAACCCACCGAAAUUCGACAUGCGUCUGAACGUUUCCGGCAGUGCCAUCUCCUGCAUGAGAACUUCUAUACCCUCACCAUUGACUCCGAGAAGACAGAUUUUGGAAGAUGGAUAAAAAGUGAGCCGGCUGAGGUUGUGGCUGACUGCGUAGCUCUCUGCCAGUCGAAUGAAGCAUUGCUAAGCCCAGAGGCCCCUGAUGUUUCUGAGGAAGCUACAAGAGCUGAACCUGACAAAGAUGGCCAAGAAUCUGCAUUGCUUAGCAGUUCCUUUCCUUUCGGUCCAUCAGCUUUCACGCCCUUUCCAGGAGACAACCGUCGGAACACAAUAUCAACAUUAGCCGAAUCAAUUACGAGUAAUCGAAUGCAGUCGACCAUAAUGCGCCAGUCAUCCAUCAGUAGCCACCAGUCUACUCGAGAUGUGUCGAGCCCAAGAGUAUCUGGGAAUGGUAAUGAGAGCCCAACCCUAUCUCGCCCUAUCGUUCAAUCCGGAUCACAGACACAGCUCCAGGACCUAAUAAAUUCUAACAAAGCCAUAAAAACUGGGCUCCAUCAGUCAAUGGCAAACGACAGUGUCCCAUCCCUUUCAUUAAGUCACCACGAUUCCAACCCAGAACGCCCUGCAUCACAGCUGCAGCCAGAUCCACCGCAAGCCAGUACUUUAGUAUCACCUACCGAAAGCAACAGUGCUCAGAUUGCUCAUUUACAACGUCAAAUCCUCCUUUUAUAUAAUGACCUCACGUUUGAGCGAUUCAUGAAGCAACAACACCUCACUCACAUGGGUGAACUACGAAGGCGGCACGUACGAGAAGCAGCGAGCGAGGCAGAUACUCAAAAUCUCAUCAUACAAAAUCGGCAGCUAAAGCAACGACUAAAAGAUGCAAAGGAUUCAGAGAUACAAGCCAAAAAGGAAUCCGAGAAGAGCCGUGCACUCGCCAAGAAGUGGGAGGCUGAUCUUACAGCAAAAUUGAGAGCACUUCGUGAAGAGCAAAAGAAGUGGAACGCCGAAGGAAAUAAUUUACGGACUGAGUUGAGUGCGGUAAAAGAUGAGGCGGAGAAAUUGCGCUUAUUAGUUUGCGAAGCUGAAGUAAGGGAACUUGGCUUGAAACAAAAUAUGCAGUCAGUCGAGAUCAACGUAGGCGAACUAGAAAGGCUGAGGAAAGAGGUCGAUCGGUUGACAAGUUCUGAACGGAAUUAUCAAGCUAAAGAAACAGAACGUCAAGCUUCAAUGGCACAAGCAGCAGAGGCAGAGAGUCGAGUAGAGAUGCUUGAGAUGAAGCUUAAAGCUCACGAUUCUGAUAUCCAACAAGUGCACGAGCUAUAUCAAUCACAGAUCGUGGAACUUAAAGCAAAAUUCCAAGAAGCGAUCAGAAACGGCCCAGGGCGCAGCUCCGAGGAGUUCAGGUCGCAACUAGACAAUGCUCUAGCAGGAAGCCGACUUCAACAGACCGAGUUACAAAAUCACAUCACCGGGCUUACCAAGAAGAACACAGCGCUGCAAGCAACCAUACUGGAAUUGCAAUCUACGAUCUCCAGCCUCUCAAAACCGGAGCCUCGCACACCGGUUGACCCCGAUGCUGACUUGUCUUCCGAUUCGGGCAGUCCUUUGAACCACCGGCACCGGCACCGGCGCAAGUUCUCAGAAACGGAGACGGUUGAGGCGACAUCGUACAAUCCUACUCCACCACUUGAACCGUAUAUUAGUGGAUCCUCGAGCAGCCUGAUACGACGGGCAUCCACGCCGUUGCCUGCCGAUCCGCUUUCGUCAAGCAAAGGUAGCCCUACUGCGGAGCGGUACUUCGGGCGAGGAGGUGUGCAAAAUAUCCGCAAAGAAAAGGACAAGAAGGAGAGGAAAGACGAGAAGGAAAGGAAGAAAUCAGGGGGCUUGCGCGGUAUCAGAGGAUUUGUUUAGUAAGUACAAGUGUAAGAUGUGGCAAAUAAAGCCACAUAAGAGCUUUAUCCACGGUUUAAACUCAGCAAGCACCUAACCAGCGUAGAAGGCGGCCCUAUUGUUAGCUUACAAGUACAGCAAUAGGCUUAGUUUAUAAUAUAAUAUAACAGAACAAAUUGAUACCCCUUGA